Bubalus bubalis (water buffalo) is the source of this 9720-nucleotide messenger RNA. It is a transcript of the gene ATM, whose product is annotated as ATM serine/threonine kinase. Gene Ontology annotation, biological process: DNA repair. Gene Ontology annotation, molecular function: protein binding; protein serine/threonine kinase activity. The transcript has 65 exons. NCBI's taxonomy places the organism in Eukaryota, Metazoa, Chordata, Mammalia, Artiodactyla, Bovidae. The coding region runs from base 424 to 9609 and encodes 3061 amino acids. The record is from RefSeq and is a predicted model, not a curated record.
UGGCUGACAGGGCGCACGCGCGUUUCCCUCAGAUGAGCCCCGUGUUUGGGGAAGCGAGUCUUGGGAGAGCGUGCGUGUUUGGCCAUUGUGGGCAGACAGUCCCCCGGCGCCAGUCCGCUUUAGUGCUUCCUUUGGAAACGUACGCUGUGCGAUCACUCCAGCAGUUUUAAUCAGCGAGCAAUUUGUAGAGGCUUAAACUGCAGUCUCCUGAUUAACAGCUUGGGCUUUGGAAUCACUCUCCAGUUCAAAAUUCUGACUGUCGGCUGACUGUGUACUAUCCUCCCUGUGGUAAUUUUAUCCUGUGUGAUCUCUCCCUGUGACUGAUGGCACAAAAUGGCUGACCAUCCCAACAAGUGCAUCGGGCAGUGAGAGGUGACCCCUGAGAACUGUUCAGCUAAGAUACGUUUUCUGAAAUUCUGAAUCAUGAGUCUAGCACUUAAUGAUCUGCUUAUUUGCUGCCGUCAACUAGAACUUGAUAAAGCUACAGAGCGAAGGAGAGAGAUUGAGAAAUUUAAGCGCCUGAUUGAGGAUCCUGAAACUGUUCGACAUUUAGAUCACCAUUCAGAUUCCAAACAAGGGAAAUAUUUGAAUUGGGAUGCUGUUUUUAGGUUUUUACAGAAAUAUAUUCAGAAAGAAACAGAAUGUCUGAGAACAGCAAGACAAAAUGUAUCAGCUUCGACACAAGCCACUAGGCAGAAAAAGAUGCAAGAAAUCAGUAGCUUGGUCAAGUGCUUCAUCAAAUGUGCAAAUAAAAGAGCACCCAGGCUGAAAUGUCAAGAACUGUUGAAUUAUAUCAUGGAUACAGUGAAAGAUUCAUCCAGUGGUGCUAUUUAUGGAGCUGAUUGUAGCAAUAUAUUGCUGAAGGACAUUCUUUCAGUGAGGAAAUACUGGUGUGAAAUAUCUCAGCAACAGUGGCUCGAAUUGUUCUCUGUGUAUUGCAGUCUAUAUCUUAAACCUUCACAAGACAUUAAUAGAGUUUUGGUGGCAAGAAUAAUUCAAGUUGUGACCAAAGGAUGCUGUUCACAGACUGAUGGAUUAAAUCCCAAAUUUUUGGAUUUUUUUUCUAAGGCUAUUCACCAGGCACGCCAAGAAAAGAGCCCUGCAGGUCUAAAUCAUAUCUUAGCAGCAUUUAUUAUCUUUCUCAAGACUUUGUCUGUUAACUUUCGAAUUCGAGUGUGUGAAUUAGGAGAUGAAAUUCUUCCUACCUUACUUUAUAUUUGGACUCAACAGAGACUUAAUAAUUCCUUAAAAGAAGUAAUUAUUGAAUUAUUUCAGCUACAAAUUUAUAUUCAUCAUCCAAAGGGAGCCAAAACUCAAGAUAAAGGUGCUUACGAAUCAAGAAAGUGGAGAAGUAUUUUACACAACCUGUAUGAUUUGCUAGUUAAUGAAAUAAGUCAUAUAGGAAGCAGAGGGAAAUACACUUCAGGAUCUCGUAAUAUUGCUGUUAAGGAAAACUUGAUUGAAUUGAUGGCAGAUAUUUGUCACCAGGUUUUUAAUGAAGAUUCCAGAUCUUUGGAGAUUUCUCAGUCUUACACAACCACACAAAGAGAACUUACUGAUUACAGUGUACCUUGCAAAAAGAGGAAGAUAGAAUUAGGCUGGGAAGUAAUAAAAGAUCAUCUUCAGAAGUCACAGAAUGAUUUUGAUAUUGUACCUUGGUUACAAAUUGCAACUCAAUUAAUAUCAAAAUAUCCUGCAAGUUUACCUAACUGUGAGUUGUCACCGUUACUAAUGAUACUAUACCAGCUUUUACCUCAACAGCGACGUGGGGAACGCACACCAUAUGUGUUACGAUGUCUUAUGGAAGUUGCAUUGUGUCAAGGCAAGAGAUCAAACCUAGAAAGCUCACAAAAGUCAGAUUUAUUGAAAAUCUGGAUUAAAAUUUGGUCUAUUACUUUUCGUGGUAUAAGUUCUGAACAAAUACAAACUGAAAACUUUGGCUUACUUGGAGCCAUAAUUCAAGGCAGUUUAGUUGAGGUUGACAGAGAAUUCUGGAAGUUAUUUACUGGGUCAGCCUGUAGACCUUCAUGUCCUGCAGUAUGCUGUUUGACUUUGGCACUGACAAUCUGUGUAGUUCCAGAAUCAGUAACAAUAGGAAUUGAGAAAAAUAUAUGUGAUGUAAGCAGAAAUUCUUUAAAGGAAUUGAUAAUGAAAUGGCUCUUAUUCUGUCAGUUAGAGGAUGACUUUGAAGACAGUACAGAACUACCUCCAAUUCUUUGCAGUAAUUUUCCUCAUCUUACCCUGGAGAAAAUUCUCGUGAGUCUCACUAUGAAAAACUGUAAAGCAGCAAUGAAUUUUUUCCAAAGUGUGCCAGAAUGUGAGCAACACCAAAAAGAUACAGAAGAACCUUCAUUCUCAGAAGCUGAAGAUCUGUUUCUUCAGACAACUUUUGACAAAAUGGAUUUUUUAACCAUUGUGAAAGAACAUACAAUAGAAAAGCACCAAUCCAGUGUAGGCUUUUCUGUCCACCAAAACCUCAAGGAGUCACUGGAUCGCUAUCUUCUGAGACUGUCAGAACAGCUUCUAAAUAACUACUCAUCUGAGACUUCAAAUUCAGAGAUGUUUGUCCGGUGUUCAAGUCUUUUGGUGGGUGUUCUUGGCUGCUAUUGUUACCUGGGUGUCAUAGCUGAAGAGGAAGCAUACAAAUCAGAAUUAUUCCAGAAAGCCAAGUCUCUAAUGCAGUGUGCUGGAGAAAGUAUCACUUUGUUUAAAAAUAAGACAAGUGAAGAAUCUAGAAUUGUUUCAUUGAGAAAUAUGAUACAUCUAUGUACAAGUUGCUUACAUAACUGUUCCAAGCACAGUCCAAAUAAGAUUGCAUCUGGCUUCUUCUUACGAUUAUUAACAUCAAAGCUAAUGAAUGACAUUGCAGAUAUUUGUAAAAGUUUAGCAUUCAUUAUCAAAAAGCCUUUUGACUUUGGAGAAGUAGAAUCACUGAAAGAAGAUGCUGAUGAAAAUCUGACGAGGAUAGAGGAUCAGUCAAACAUGAGUUUAUUUAAUGAUUCCCCUGCUAGUAGUGUUACUGAUACAAAUGAAUCUGGAAAGAGCCAAAUUACUACUGGUGCCAUGAAUCCUUUAGCUGAAGAACAUCUAUCAAAGCAAGAUCUACUUUCUUUAGACAUGCUCAAGUUCUUGUGUAUGUGUGUAACCACUGCUCAGACUAACACUGUGUCAUUUAGGGCAGCUGAUAUUCGGAGGGAAUUAUUAAUGUUAAUUGAUUCUAGCAUGCUAGACCCUACCAGAUCUCUUCAUUUACACAUGUAUCUAGUGCUUUUAAAGGCGCUUCCUGGAGAAGAAUAUCCCUUGCCAAUGGAAGAUGUUGCAAAACUUCUAAAACCACUACCCAAUGUGUGUUCAUCUUACCACCGUGACCAAGAUGUUUGUAAAACCAUUUUAAACCAUGUCCUUCACGUAGUGAUGAACCUGUGUCACAGAAAUAUGGAUGAUGAGAACACAAGGGAUGCUCAAGGACAGUUUCUAACAGUGAUUGGAGCAUUUUGGCACUUAACAAAGGAAGGGAAAAGUACAUUCUCUGUAAGAAUGGCACUAGUAAAAUGCCUUAAAACUUUGCUUGAGGCUGAUCCUUACUCAAAAUGGUCUAUUCUGAAUGUAAAGGGAAAAGAUCUUCCUGUAAAUGAAGUAUUUCCACAGUUUCUUGCUGAUAAUCAUCACCAAGUUCGCAUGUUGGCUGCGGAGUCAAUCAAUAGAUUGUUUCAGCAUAUAAAACGAGGUUCUUCCACAUUGAAAGCACUUCCUUUGAAGCUUCAGCAAACAGCUUUUGAAAAUGCAUACUUUAAAGCUCAGGAAGGAAUGAGAGAAUUGUCCCACAGAACUGAAAACUCUGAAACUUUGGAUGAGAUUUGUAAUAGAAAAGCCACUUUACUGAUGAUGAUAGUUGUGGUGUUAUACUGUAGCCCUGUCUGUGAAAAGCAGGCUUUAUUCGCCCUAUGCAAGUCUGUGAAAGAGAAUGGACUAGAGCCUCACCUCGUUAAAAAGGUUUUAAAGAAAGUUUCUGAAACUUUUGGAUAUAGAUGUUUAGAAGAUUUCAUGGCUUCUCAUUUGGAUUAUUUGGUAUUGGAAUGGCUAAAUCUUCAAGAUCCUGGAUACAGUGUAUCUUCUUUUCCUUUUAUUUUAUUAAAUUACACAAACAUUGAAGAUUUCUAUAGGUCUUGUUAUAAAAUUUUGAUUCCACCUCUAGUGAUUAGAAGUCAUUUUGAUGAAGUAAAAUUAAUUGCUAAUCAAAUUCAAGAGGAUUGGAAAAGUCUUCUGACAGACUGCUUUCCAAAGAUUCUUGUAAAUAUUCUUCCAUACUUUGCUUAUGAGGGUACAGAAGACAGUGGGAUGGCACAGCAAAGAGAGACUGCUACCAAAGUCUAUGAUAUGCUUAAAGAUGAAAACUUAUUAGGAAAACAGAUUGAUCAUUUAUUCAUUAGUAAUUUACCAGAGAUUGUAGUGGAAUUAUUGAUGACGUUACAUGAACCAGCAACUUCUGGUGCCAGCCAAAGCACUGACCCCUGUGACUUCUCAGGGGAUUUGGAUCCUGCUCCUAAUCCACCUCAUUUUCCAUCACAUGUGAUUAAAGCAACAUUUGCCUAUAUCAGCAAUUGCCAUAAAACCAAGCUUAAAAGCAUUUUAGAAAUUCUUUCCAAAAGCCCUGAUUCCUAUCAGAAAAUUCUUCUAGCCAUAUGUGAGCAAGCAGCUGAGACAAAUAAUGUUUACAAAAGGCACAGAAUUAUUAAAAUAUAUCACCUGUUUGUUAGUUUAUUAAUGAACGAUAUAAAGAGUGGCUUAGGAGGAGCUUGGGCCUUUGUCCUUCGAGAUGUUAUUUAUACUUUGAUUCACUAUAUCAACCAAAGGCCUUCUCGUUUCAUGGAUGUGUCAUUACGUAGCUUCUCCCUUUGUUGUGACCUAUUAAGCCGGGUUUGCCACACAGCGGUAACUUACUGUAAGGAUGCUUUAGAAAGUCAUCUUCAUGUUAUUGUUGGUACACUUAUACCCCUUGUGGAUGAUCAUAUGGAAGUUCGGGAACAGGUACUGGACUUGUUGAAAUUCUUAGUGAUUGAUAAUAAGGAUAAUGAAAAUCUGUAUAUCACAAUUAAACUUUUAGAUCCUUUUCCUGACCAUGUUGUCUUUAAGGAUUUGCGUAUUACUCAGCAGAACAUCAAAUACAGUAGAGGACCCUUUUCACUUUUGGAGGAAAUUAACCAUUUUCUCUCAGUAAGUGCAUAUGAUGCACUUCCAUUGACAAGGCUUGAAGGAUUGAAGGAUCUUCGAAGACAACUAGAGCAACAUAAAGAUCAGAUGAUGGAUCUUAUGAGAGCAUCUCAGGAUAACCCUCAGGAUGGCAUAAUGGUGAAGCUGGUUGUCAGCUUGUUGCAGUUAUCCAAGAUGGCAGUAAACCACACUGGUGAAAGAGAAGUUUUAGAGGCUGUUGGAAGCUGCUUGGGAGAAGUGGGUCCUAUAGAUUUCUCUACAAUAGCUAUACAACAUAGUAAAGAUACAUCUUAUACCAAGGCUCUUGAGUUAUUUGAAGAUAAAGAACUUCAGUGGACGUUUGUAGUGCUGACUUACCUGAAUAAUACACUGGUAGAAGAUUGUGUCAAAGUGCGAGCGGCAGCUGUUACCUGUUUGAAAAGCAUUUUAACCACAAAAACUGGACAUCGUUUCUGGGAUAUUUAUAAGGCAACAACUGAUCCCAUGCUGAUCUAUCUACAGCCUUUUAGAACAUCAAGAAAAAAGUUUUUAGAAGUAUUAAGACUUGAUAAAGAAAAUCCUUUAGAAGGCUUGGAUGAUACAAGCCUGUGGAUUCCUCAAAGUGAAAAUCAUGACAUUUGGUUAAAGACACUGACUUGUGCUUUUUUGAAUAGUGGUGGCACAAAAAGUGAAGUUCUUCAGUUAUUAAAGCCAAUGUGUGAGGUGAAAACUGACUUUUGUCAGACUGUGCUUCCAUACUUGAUUCAUGAUAUUCUACUACAAGAUACAGAUGAAUCAUGGAGAAAUCUCCUUUCUACACACAUUCAGGGAUUUUUCACUAGCUGUUUCAAACACUGUUCACAAACAAGCCGAUCCACAACCCCUGCAAAUUUGGAUUCAGAGUCAGAGCACUUUUUUCGAUGCCAUGUGGAUAAAAAAUCACAAAGAACUAUGCUUGCUGUUGUGGACUACAUGAGGAGACAAAAGAGACCUUCUUUAGGAACAGUUUUUGAUGAUGCUUUCUGGCUGGAGUUGAAUUAUCUAGAGGUUGCCAAAGUAGCUCAGUCUUGUGCUGCUCAUUUUACAGCAUUGCUCUAUGCAGAAAUCUAUGCAGAUAAGAAGAACUUGGAUGAUCAAGAGAAAAGAGAUGCUCUUAUGACAAACAGAAGUCUUACAUUUGAAGAAGGAAGCCAAAGUACAACUAUUUCCAGUUUGAGUGAAAAAAGUAAGGAAGAAACUGGGAUAAGUUUACAGGAUUUGCUUUUAGAAAUCUACAGAAGUAUAGGAGAGCCAGAUAGUCUUUAUGGCUGUGGUGGAGGGAAAAUGUUACAACCCCUUACUAGACUACGAACAUAUGAACAUGAAGCAAUGUGGGGGAAAGCCCUAGUAACAUAUGACCUUGAGACCACAAUCUCCUCAUCAACUCGUCAGGCAGGAAUAAUUCAGGCCUUGCAGAAUUUGGGACUCUGCCAUAUUCUUUCCAUCUAUUUAAGAGGAUUAGAUCAUGAAAAUAAAGAGUGGUGUGCUGAACUACAGGAACUUCAUUACCAAGUAGCAUGGAGGAAUAUGCAGUGGGACCACUGCAUUUCUGUCAACAAAGGAGUGGAAAGAACCAGUUACCACGAGUUGUUGUACAAUGCUCUGCAGUCUCUAAGAGACAGAGAAUUCUCCACUUUUUAUGAAAGUCUCAAACAUGCCAGAGUUAAAGAAGUGGAAGAGUUGUGUAAGGGCAGUCUUGAGUCUGUGUAUUCCCUCUACCCUACACUUAGCAGAUUGCAGGCCAUUGGAGAGCUUGAAAACAUUGGAGAACUUUUCUCAAGAUCAGUAACAGAUAAGCAGCCCUCUGAAGUGUACAUAAAGUGGUGGAAACAUUCCCAGCUUCUCAAAGACAGUGAUUUUAGUUUUCAGGAGCCUAUAAUGGCCCUACGCACAGUUAUUUUGGAGAUCUUGAUGGAAAAGGAAAUGGAAAACUCCCAAAGAGAGUGUUUUAAGGACAUUCUCACCAAGCAUCUUAUAGAACUCUCUGUAUUAGCUCGAACUUUCAAGAACACUCAGCUCCCUGAAAGGGCAAUAUUUCAAAUUAAACAGUAUAAUUCAGCUAGUAGUGGAGUCUCUGAGUGGCAACUGGAGGAAGCACAAGUAUUCUGGGCAAAAAAGGAACAGAGUCUUGCCCUGAGUAUUCUCAAGCAAAUGAUCAAGAAGCUGGAUGCCAGUUGUACAGAGAAUGAUCCCAACUUAAAACUUAUAUACACAGAAUGUCUAAGGGUUUGUGGCACCUGGUUAGCAGAAACUUGCUUAGAAAAUCCUGCAGUCAUCAUGCAGACCUAUCUAGAAAAGGCUGUGGAAGUUGCUGGAAAUUAUGAUGGAGAAAGCAAUGAUGGGCUCAGAAAUGGAAAAAUGAAGGCAUUUCUCUCAUUAGCACGGUUCUCAGAUACUCAGUACCAAAGAAUUGAAAACUACAUGAAAUCAUCAGAAUUUGAAAACAAGCAAGCUCUCCUGAAAAGAGCCAAAGAGGAAGUUGGCCUACUUAGGGAACAUAAAAUCCAGACCAACAGAUACACAGUAAAGGUUCAGCGAGAGCUGGAGUUGGAUGAAUGUGCACUCCAUGCAUUGAAAGAGGAUCGUAAACGUUUCUUAUGUAAAGCAGUUGAAAAUUACAUCAAUUGUUUAUUAAGUGGUGAAGGGCAUGAUAUGUGGAUAUUUCGUCUUUGUUCUCUCUGGCUUGAAAAUUCUGGAGUUUCUGAAGUCAAUGGCAUGAUGAAGAGAGAUGGAAUGAAGAUUCCAUCAUACAAAUUUUUGCCACUUAUGUACCAAUUGGCUGCUAGAAUGGGGACAAAGAUGAUGGGAGGCCUAGGAUUUCAUGAAGUCCUCAAUAAUCUCAUCUCUAGAAUUUCAAUGGAUCAUCCUCAUCACACUUUGUUUAUUAUAUUGGCCUUAGCAAAUGCAAACAAGGAUGAAUUUUUGACCAAACCAGAGGCAGCCAGAAGGAGUAGAAUUACUAAAAAUGCACCUAAACAAAGCUCUCAGCUUGAUGAGGAUCGAACCGAGGCUGCUAACAAAAUAAUACGUACUAUCCGAAGUAGGAGACCUCAGAUGGUCAGAAGUGUUGAGGCACUUUGUGAUGCUUAUAUUAUACUAGCAAAUUUAGAUGCCACUCAGUGGAGGACUCAGAGAAAAGGCAUAAAUAUUCCAGCAGACCAGCCCAUUAUCAAACUUAAAAAUUUAGAAGAUGUUGUUGUCCCUACUAUGGAAAUCAAGGUGGACCCCACAGGAGAAUAUGGAAAUCUGGUGACUAUAAAGUCAUUUAAAGAACAAUUUCGUUUAGCAGGAGGUUUAAAUUUACCAAAAAUAAUAGAUUGUGUGGGCUCUGAUGGAAAGGAAAGGAGACAGCUUGUCAAGGGCCGUGAUGACCUGAGACAAGAUGCCGUCAUGCAGCAGGUUUUCCAGAUGUGUAAUACAUUACUGCAGAGAAAUACUGAAACCAGGAAGAGGAAAUUGACUAUUUGUACUUAUAAGGUGGUUCCCCUUUCUCAGCGAAGUGGUGUUCUUGAAUGGUGCACUGGAACUGUCCCUAUUGGUGAAUUUCUUGUUAACAAUGAGAAUGGUGCUCAUAAAAGAUACAGGCCAAAGGAUUUCAGUGCCAUUCACUGCCAAAAGAAAAUGAUGGAUAUGCAGAAAAAGUCUUUUGAAGAGAAAUAUGAAACUUUCAUGGAGAUUUGCCAAAAUUUUCAACCAGUUUUCCGUUACUUCUGCAUGGAAAAAUUCUUGGAUCCGGCAGUGUGGUUUGAGAAACGAUUGGCUUAUACUCGGAGUGUGGCUACUUCUUCUAUUGUUGGUUACAUACUUGGACUUGGUGAUAGACAUGUACAGAAUAUCUUGAUAAAUGAGCAGUCAGCAGAACUUGUACAUAUAGAUUUAGGAGUUGCUUUUGAACAGGGCAAAAUCCUUCCUACUCCUGAAACAGUUCCUUUUAGACUUACCAGAGAUAUUGUGGAUGGAAUGGGCAUUACUGGUGUUGAAGGUGUCUUCAGAAGAUGCUGUGAGAAAACCAUGGAGGUAAUGAGAAAUUCUAAGGAAACCCUGUUAACCAUUGUAGAGGUCCUCCUAUAUGAUCCUCUCUUUGACUGGACCAUGAAUCCUCUAAAAGCUUUAUAUUUACAACAGAGGCCAGAUGAUGAAAGUGAGCUCCACUCCACUCUAAAUGCAGAUGACCAGGAAUGCAAACGAAAUCUCAGUGAUAUUGACCAGAGUUUCAAUAAAGUAGCUGAACGUGUCUUGAUGAGACUGCAAGAGAAACUAAAAGGAGUAGAGGAAGGAACCGUGCUCAGUGUUGGUGGACAGGUGAAUUUGCUCAUACAGCAGGCCAUGGACCCGAAAAAUCUCAGCCGACUUUUCCCAGGAUGGAAAGCUUGGGUGUGAUAUUACGCAUGUGAUUGCCUUGGAUUCAGCCUUUAUAAAUUGUAUUUUGGCCUUCAUUGUUAACCCACCCACAUACUUUGAAUAAGUAUUAAUAUUAGUAUUAAUAUUGAA